GGGGCUGCGCCCGGGGCGGGGGCGCGGGCGGGGCGUGUCCUCGAAGGCCCCGGGCCGAGCAUUCUCUCCACUCGGAGCGCUUACUCCUACAGCCGCCUGCCGGGGUUGAUACUACAAAGUGUGAUUGAUCAAGCUGGCCAGCAAUGUCCUCUGCCCCACCCUGGUCCAGAAGAAAAUAGACCUGACUGUUAUGCCUGCUUCCAGAUCUGGUGGCUCUGGAAAUCAUUCUGACCACUGCUUCAGCCACCAUAGGAGUGGCAAGAUCCCAUCUGCCAGGUGAAGGGCAGACCACUGACUUUUGACCUGUACCUGCUGGUCCUUCUGACUUAUAGAGCUUUCUUGCUAGCUGGAGGCCUUGUGCUCCCAGCCAUCUGACCUCCUCCACGUUUCUGCAGGCCCAGCAUGGGUGAAUUCAAUGAGAAGAAGGCAACAUGUGGCACAGUCUGCCUCAAGUACCUGCUGUUCACCUACAACUGCUGCUUCUGGCUGGCCGGCUUGGCCGUCAUGGCAGUGGGCAUUUGGACAUUGGUACUCAAGAGUGACUACAUUAGUCUGCUGGCUUCAAACACCUAUCUAGCCACAGCCUACAUCUUAGUGGUGGCUGGUGGCGUUGUCAUGGUGACCGGAGUCCUGGGCUGCUGUGCCACUUUCAAGGAGCGACGGAACCUGUUACGCUUGUACUUCAUCCUGCUCCUCAUCAUCUUCCUCCUGGAGAUCAUUGCUGGCAUCCUGGCCUAUGUCUACUACCAGCAGCUGAACACAGAGCUCAAGGAGAAUCUCAAGGACACCAUGACCAAGAAAUACCACCAGUCAGGCCACAAGGGUGUGACUAAUGCUGUAGAUAAGCUACAGCAAGAGUUCCACUGUUGUGGCAGCAACAACUCUCAAGACUGGAGAGACAGUGAAUGGAUCCGCUCUGGUGAGGCAGAAAACCGUGUGGUUCCUGACAGCUGCUGUAAGACUGUGGUACCUGGCUGUGGUAGGCGGGACCAUGCCUCCAACAUCUAUAAAGUGGAGGGUGGCUGUAUCAGUAAGCUGGAGACCUUCAUUCAGGAGCACCUGCGGGUCAUUGGGGCUGUGGGCAUCGGCAUCGCCUGUGUACAGGUCUUCGGCAUGAUCUUCACCUGCUGCUUAUACAGAAGCCUCAAGUUGGAACACUACUGACCAUGGUGCCAGGCCAGGCUGCCAGCCUUGCACUAUGUCCCACCCCACUACGAAGUACUACUGAGUUAGACUGCUGACUGCCAGAGAGGUAGCUGUCCUCAUGCCAUCACUACAACCCCACCUCAGGGGUAGCUUCAAGUGCCUUUCACUGCAUACCAAAGUACCAAGGCUUGAGGCAAUGUACUUGCCCCAGGAUAAGAGGGGGCAGGUAUGCCAGUGUUGGGCUAGGCCUACCUGGUAGAAUUGGGUUUAGAUUAUUUGACAAAAGUGCCUCUUGCCCACAGGCUACUUUCCUUGGGUAGCUGUGAUUUGCAUUAAGUGUUGGGGGAGAACAUGGGUUUACCACUUGCAUGGUGGGUAGAAGCAGGUGGGAAAGGCCAUUCUGGGUGGUCUAGGUACCUUUCAUGCCUGCUGCUGGGAACACUCAGAUGUGCUUGCUCCAAAGCAAUGGGGCAACCCGAGGGGAACUCCAACCCCACUCACUGUAUAUGCCGUCCUUUCCAUCCAGGCUUCUCUUGCUCCUAACAUCCUCAGCCCUGGCUCUCCCCCACUUCUGAUAACACUGUGCAAAUGCCCCAUGUUCCUAUAUACUGUCUCCUUUUGGAACAUCUCUGAACGGGGGUAUGGCUGUUUCCAUCCACUGUUGUAACCCUGAUGCCCACACAUGCUCCUGCUUUGUAACAGGUGCUCAAUAAAUAUAUGAACAGUUGA
Molecule: messenger RNA, 1875 nt
Organism: Cricetulus griseus (Chinese hamster)
Lineage: Eukaryota; Metazoa; Chordata; Mammalia; Rodentia; Cricetidae
Source: RefSeq, a predicted model, not a curated record